Molecule: messenger RNA, 4215 nt
Organism: Nymphaea colorata (pocket water lily)
Lineage: Eukaryota; Viridiplantae; Streptophyta; Magnoliopsida; Nymphaeales; Nymphaeaceae
Exons: 2
Coding region: 3802-4143 (113 amino acids)
Biological process (GO): translation
Cellular component (GO): ribosome
Molecular function (GO): 5S rRNA binding; structural constituent of ribosome
Source: RefSeq, a predicted model, not a curated record
CUCAGAUAUGUUUCCAAUACCCUAUUUAUAACUUCUGUUUGACCAUCUGACUGUGGAUGAUACGCAGUGCUCAUUUGUAGUUUGGUUCCCUGCAAUUCGAAGUACUUUUUCCAAAAGUUACUUAAAAACAGGGGGUCCCGAUCACUUACCACUCUCUGUGGCAUACCAUGUAGCUUUCCUACAUGAUCCUGAAAGGCCUUAGCCACAUCCUUGGCUGUGAAGAGGUGUGACAGUGCUAUAAAAUGACCAUAUUUCGAUAGCCUGUCCACAACGACUAAGAUAAUUGAUCUUCCUUUUGAUCGUGGCAGUCCAAUAAUAAAAUCCAUGGAUAAGUCCUCCCAUAUUUUGUCUGAAAUGGACAGAGGUUGUAAGAGGCCAGCGGGGCACAACGCCUCAUAUUUGUGCCGUCUGCAAGUAUCACAGGCCUUGAUAUAUUCUCUGAUUUCUCUCUUCAUGCCUGGCCAAAAGAAAGUCUGUUGGGCCCUCUUGUAAGUGCCUUCCUCUCCUUGGUGUCCCCCUUCGAUGCCGUCAUGGAAGAAGGAAAUUAAUUCCUUGAUGAGCGUGGAAUUUGGAGGUACAUAUAUUCUGUUUUGAUAGUAUAGGUAAGGUUCUCUCCACCGGUAACCAUACACUUGAGUUUCAUUCUACUCGAAUUGUUCUUUCUUCUUUUGUACAUCCAUUGAAAUAUGAUGUUCUUGUUUCAUCUUCUCCCAUAAGUCUGCAAUAGGCCUACAUACCAAAAGUAAACAAAAGGUAUUUAAUUCUGCUCUGUUUUCUUCUUCAUAUCUCCGCGACAAGCUAUCAGCCACUAUGUUUUCACUGCCCUUCUUGUAUAUAACAUCAAAUUCAUAUUCAGCUAGCUUCAUAAUCCACUUUACUUGAGCAGCAGUAACUGAUUUCUGUUGCAUGCAAUGCCUCAACUGCUGUGGUCCGUAAAAUCCUGAAAUUUUCGUCCUACUAAAUAGUGAUGCCACCUUUGGAUGGCCAUGACCAUGGCUAUGAGCUCUCGUUCGUAAGCGGAUUUGAUUUUGAAACGAACCCUCAUAGCUUUGCUGUGGGUGUUUCCCUUGGGUGAGCACUGCCCCAACACCCAUCUCGGAUGCAUCUGUCUCCACCUUGAAGGUCUUGGUGAAAUCAGGCAUUGCUAAUGUCGAUGAGUUGAUGAUAGCUUGUUUUAACUUCUCAAAGGCAGCUUCACUUUGAGUGCUCCACUUGAACUGAUCUUUUUUUAACAUGCUGGUUAGUGGCGCCACAUGUAAUCCAAAAUCUUUAACAAAUCUGCGGUAAUACCAUGCCAGGCCUAGGAAGGCCCUCAACCCUUUAAUUCCUGCAGGUAAUUUUCAGGUACGAAUGGCUGCCACCUUUUCUUCUUCCAUCUCUACUCGUUUAGAAAUCGUGUGGCCCAAAUAGGUCACUUGAUCAUAUCCAAAUACACAUUUCGAAGCCUUGGCAUGUAGUUGAUGCUCUUUCAGUGUUUUCAACACCAAUCGUAGGUGCUCUUGAUGUUCUUCUUCACUCUUGCUGUAAAUCGAUAUAUCAUCGAAAAAUACCAAGACAAAUCUCCUUAGGAAAGAAUGAAAGAUGUGGUCCAUCAAUGCUUGAAAGGUGGCUGGUGCAUUCAUUAACCCGAUUGGCAAUACUUUAAACUCGUAAUGGCCUUCAUGGGUUUGAAAAGCUGUCUUGGAAAUGUCCUCCUUGGCCAUCCUGAUUUGAUGAUACCCAGCCCGAAGAUCUAGCUUGGAGUAGACGUUUGCCCCUUGUAAUUCGUUCAGCAGUUUUUCUAUAACUGGUAUCAGAUACCGAUUUUUUAUGGUGACUGCAUUAAGUGCCCUGUAAUCUACGCAAAACCUCCACGUCCCAUCUUUUUUUCGAACUAACAAGGCUGGAGAAGAAUAAGGGCUUCGGCUGGGCUGGACCACGCCUUUUGACAACAUACUUUGUAUGAGUUUUUCUAUCUCUCCUUUCUGAAUGUGGUUGUAUCUAUAAGGCUUCAAAUUGACUGGUUGCCAUCCCAUUUCUAGCUCGAUUCGAUGGUAAAAUUCACGACUUAGGGGUAACCCUUUUGGAUUUUCAAAAACCUCGGCAUAUUUUGUUAGAACAACGCGCAAGAAGAUGGGGGCUUCCAACUUGGAAGCAAUCGGUUGCUGCGGGCUGCUAGGUUCAGCAGACAUUAAGAGAAGGUUUAGUUCUCCUUCUCCUUUUCACCCCUUCUUCAUUUAUGUGGCCUCUUGUUCCCUGGACAUUGUCGUCUGUUGAGCCUGUAUACAUUUUCCCAUCAGCUGUCUUAAAAGUCAUUGUCAUGGCGGUGAAAUCCCACCAAACCUUCCCCAACUGUUUCAACCAUUGAAUUCCUAAAACCAAAUCAGCUCCACCCAUCGCUAGGGAAAACAAUUCCACCGCGAAUCGAUGCCCCUGGAUCUUGACUUCCUCCCUUGGGCAGCGUCCCUUGCACCACAAGGAACUACCAUUGCCAACCACAACCUUAAAUUCUGAUUGUUCGAUAAUUUUACGGCCGCAUGUCUUGGCAGUUUUUUAUCCAAUGAAGUUAUGUGUCGACCCUGUAUCCACCAAUAUGCUAACAAUCCUCCCUUUAACUCAACCUUCUAUCCUCAUCAUUUGGGGAACAUUAUCUCCUUCUAAGGCAUGAAGAGAUGUCUCCGGAGUUAAUUCUUCUAGGCUGUCACUGGUCUCCUGUUCUAAGGCCUCUUCUUCCUCUUCCUGAAAAUUCUCCUCAGAUUUGUCUACCAAGUACAUAUGCAGCCUUUUACAAGCAUGUGUCGGGCCCCAUUUCUCUUCGCAGUGAAAACACAAUCCUUUUCUGCGUCAUUCCCUGAUUUGCUCUGGGCUGAGUCGCUUGACUAGCACCUGUCUACUCCUUGUGCUUUCUCUUUGUGCUGGCUGAGUUUCGCAUGCUGCUGGCUGGACUUCACGCAGGUCUUUAGUGACAGUAGGGUUUCUGUUCGGUGACUGUUUGCUGAUCCUGCUCUCCUUCCACCCAUUGAGGAAUCUGGUUGAUUUUUCUGCUCUCCUAUUGUCCCGAUUGCAUCUCCUUCUCCAUGUCGCUGAGCCGUUGUCCUAGUUCUCCGCUGCUCCUUUCGACUCCUUCCAAUCUCCCAACGAUCGCCAGAUGGUCUACCUCUGCCUGUCGGCACAGCGCUUCCACUGCAGCUAGUGCUUCUUUGAUGGUCAUCGGCUCUGAUACCAGAUGUUAGCCGUCGGCUAACUGAGCUGCGAUAAAGAAGGUAAAAAUACACGCACACUUAACCUAACUUUCCUUAGAAUUAGGGCCAAACUCUCUCAACCCAAGAGAGGAACCUUUUCAUUAAAAGCAUCAUUAAAAGCAUAAGCCUCUUUAGUUCCCUUUUAUGAGAGCUAUGAAUCUCCUAUCUCUAAAACCCGACCCACUUAUUCAUGUAUCCUAUACUAUGACCAACAAUGGUUCGGGCUAACACAAUGCCUUAUGUCGAUUUUCAAGACAGGUUCACACUCGUCAAAAAAGAGAGAUAGAUGGCAAUCCAACCUCUUCCCAUGAUGAAGUCUAUGAUGAUUAGCCUGUUAGAAGGUCUGAGCGAGUGCGACACCCGAUUCAUAGAUGGGUGGAUGGUAGACGUUUCACUUAAUUGUCAGCAUUGCUCUCUUAUCUCACUAUCUACUUAGAAAAACUUCGGGAGACCAUCUGUCACAUUCAGCAUUACCACCUGCCCAGGAGAAGACGAUCUUUUAUUAGGGCUCAGUUAUAUUGUCAUCUCCUCCGUUGGGAAGCGGCAUUUUAUGCUUUCAAUACGGGAUUGGUAAAGGACCAUGUCUCUGACAAAGAGAUAUGUCUUGAAACUGUUCUUCUCCCUCAAAUAUAUUACUGCAAAUGUGGUGGAUAGGAACAAUGGGAGAAUUGUUUCAUCAGCUUCUUCAGUGGAAGCAGCCCUAAAACAUGGCUUUGAAUGUAAUCGCACGUGCAAUGCUAAGGCUGCAGCAGUGGUGGGAGAAGUGUUAGCCAUGCGCAUCAAAGUAGAAGGGGUGCCACAAAUACAUUGUAAUGUUAAAAAAGAACUGGAUAAAGGUUUAAAAAAUCACACCAAAAUUUGGGCUCUUAUCACUGCUCUUAGAAAUGGUGGGAUAAAGAUUGUUGAUGAUUCAGUUUUAUGACAUCUUUUAUUGAUUAAUUAGCUAAUACUUUCUUGCUGGAUGCUGAUUAUCAAGACAAGUACUGCAUCUUAA